Messenger RNA from Daldinia caldariorum, 1578 nucleotides. RefSeq lists its product as uncharacterized. The coding region runs from base 106 to 1356 and encodes 416 amino acids. The record is from RefSeq and is a predicted model, not a curated record. The transcript has 5 exons. NCBI's taxonomy places the organism in Eukaryota, Fungi, Ascomycota, Sordariomycetes, Xylariales, Hypoxylaceae.
AGAGCUCCGCAAGACCAAGUGAAUUAUAACUAAUACUCCCGGAGCGGUAACUAAAAAGCCACAGGACUAAAUUUUGUUACAGAAUUUCUGUACUUAGAUUUCGAUAUGGAUUCGUCGGCUGGUUCUCAAAGCUUAACACAUGAUGAUAGAGCCAGCAUACUCAUCGGCGUAGUAUGUCUCGUAUGCACUAUUGCCACAACGGCAGUAGGGCUUCGGUUCUACACGCGUUCAUGUAUACUCAAACAACUUGGUAUUGAUGAUUAUCUGAUAUUAGCUGCAUUGGCCUUUGCUCUGGCGACAGGGGUUUCCCAAUGUACGAACACGCGCAAUGGACUGGGAAAGCACGUGUGGAAUCUGGGUAGCGACAUCCAACGCAGCAAUUAUUUGAAGGGCUUUUAUGUCUCCAUCACACUCUACAAUACAGGACUUAUGUUUGUUAAGUUGGCAUUCUUGACGCAGUAUUACCGGCUACUUGCUACGAAGAAGAUGCGGAUGAUCCUGAUGAUUGCCAUGGUACUAAUUGGUUGCUGGUCUAUGUCCCAAAUUGCCGUUGGUAUCUUCAUCUGCGAUCCUAUCUCCGGAUUCUGGGAGAACUCGACAGGCUCUUGCAUAGGAAAUUACCCUCAGUGGUACAUCAAUGCGGCGGGGAACAUCGCGACAGAUAUUGCGAUUUUCGUAUUACCAUUACCUGUUCUUAGGCACCUACACCUCCCUAAGGCUCAGCGACUUGUCCUUAUUGGAAUAUUCAGUUUCGGCUUCUUCACGUGUGCUAUUUCUGUCAUCCGUAUCAAGUUUCUCCAAUUAGGGGGUGACGUCUCGUACGAAAAUGUUGAGGGGUCUAGUUGGUCCAUUACAGAGCUAUGCUCAGGCAUCACCUGCGCAUGUCUGCCUACACUGCGACCUCUGGUUUCGAAAUGGAUUCCUGCUCUUUCAAAUCGUCUCCAUAAACCAACCAGAAACUCCUGUAUGGCAGGCGCAGAGCGAGGAAGCAGGCACAUUCGUGGCGAUUCGGAUGCGAGUAGGAUGAUGGACAUGAAGAACGAAGACGAAAUAUUUUACUACUUGGGCGUACAUGCGCGUUCAGAUGGCAACAUGGAUGGCUCGAAUGAUUCAUUGGAAGCUGGGAGACUACGCGAAAGCUUGUCUACCUGUCAUGGAGGCAGUUCGCCAACACCUCCACCUCCACCAUGUGCUCACAUCCAAACUCGCACCUCUCAUAGGCCGAGCGCUUAUUGUGGUUGGAUAGGGUCGUCGGUGACGACAGAAAUUGGCACAGGUGAGAAACGCAACCAGCACAACCCCAAUAAUCUUUCCGCUGCUGCUAUCCAGGUCCAGCGCGACGUGGUAAUGCAUUGAAUGUAGACUGGAUGAUUAUGUAGACUCCGAUUUGAUACAAUCGAAUAAAGCAGCACGUUUAUUCAUCCACCUAUGGACAUUAGUGUCCGUUAAGGACAUCGGUCGAAAUAAAAUUUAAACGUACAAGUUCACAGCCUACCUAGGAAGUACCAUUUGCUACUAAUUAGAGCUUUUUCGUAAUCAUCGGGGAUGAUAGAAAGAAUAUCAUUAUAAUCUUUUUUG